GCCGCGCACACGGCAGAGCUGGUCUGCAGGAGCUCAGCACGACGCAUACCGCCAGUGGUCAUCGCGCCGCUCUCCAGGAAACUUUCCCUGAGAUCCAGGAGCACCGGGAUAGCCAGGCAUUGUACUAUUGACUGUGCUGGGAUAUUGUCGGCAGCAGUGCCUAGCAUGAGAUCCAAGGAGGCGUCCGAGCGGUCCCUGGGCACGGUGCACCUAUAGAGGGGCUGUAUGGGUGGACUUCUUGGGGGGCUUCCAGUGGAUUAUACGGACGGAUCUACAGAAUACUGACAGAGAGCGGCUCCGUAGCUGGCCAUGCACGGUGUCUGACGUGAGUGCGGCUGGAUCCUUCUGACAGUACCAGUAAGGAGACCCGACCGGCGCUCCCAUGGAAAUACACUGUAAGCACGACCCGUUUGCAGCAAUGCAUAGACACGGAGGAGUGAACCAGCUAGGGGGUGUGUUUGUAAAUGGCCGACCACUACCUGAUGUUGUUCGUCAAAGAAUUGUGGAACUUGCCCAUCAAGGUGUCCGGCCGUGCGACAUCUCAAGGCAACUACGAGUUAGCCAUGGAUGCGUCAGCAAAAUUCUUGGCAGGUAUUAUGAAACCGGAAGUAUUAAACCGGGAGUAAUUGGAGGAUCAAAACCAAAGGUUGCAACGCCCAAAGUAGUAGACAAAAUAGCAGAAUACAAGAGGCAAAAUCCCACUAUGUUUGCAUGGGAAAUCAGGGACAGGCUAUUAGCAGAGCGAGUGUGUGACAAUGACACCGUGCCCAGUGUCAGCUCCAUAAACAGGAUCAUCCGAACAAAAGUUCAGCAGCCUACAAACCAGCAAGUACCACCUUCAAACCACAGCAUAGCUUCAACUGGUUCAGUGACUCAGGUCUCCUCUGUAAGCACAGACUCAGCAGGUUCUUCUUAUUCGAUCAGUGGAAUUCUGGGAAUUACAUCAUCCAAUGCAGAAAGCAACAAACGCAAGAGAGAUGAAGGCAUUCAGGAAUCUCCCAUACCAAAUGGCCAUUCACUUCCAGGAAGAGACUUUCUUCGAAAACAAAUGCGAGGAGACCUCUUCACUCAGCAACAACUAGAAGUGUUGGAUCGGGUAUUUGAUAGGCAACAUUACACUGAUAUCUUUACAACUAGUGAACCCAUCAAACCAGAACAGCAGGUUCGUUGGCUACCACGUUUGGAACAGGUUGAGUUUUCUGGCGGCUCGACAGCUCAGUGGCGCGAUUUUCGACUCGCUCUUCAUCAUGAGCCCAACAGCCGAACCUCGACAACAGAUUACUCUACCAUGGCAUCUCUAACUGGUGGCUUGGAUGAAAUGAAAUCCAGUCUAACAAGUUCAUCUUCAGGGGAUUUAGGAGGAACUGUUCCUGGACACCAAUCAUAUCCUAUUGUAACAGGUCGUGAUUUGGCAAGCACAACCCUCCCUGGAUACCCUCCACACGUCCCCCCUGCUGGACAGGGCAGCUACUCUGCUCCAACGCUGACAGGAAUGGUGCCUGGGAGUGAUUUCUCUGGGAGCCCAUACAGCCAUCCACAGUAUUCAUCAUAUAACGAUUCAUGGAGAUUUCCCAAUCCUGGUUUACUAGGUUCUCCAUACUAUUACAGUGCAGCGAGAGGAGCAGCGCCCCCUACUGCUGCCACUGCCUAUGAUCGUCACUGACAGAAUGCAAUGGGAACAUAAGCACUUAUGACACCAUUUGUAGGAAUUGUACCAUAUUAAUUAAAUUACUAUGAUAUCUCACAAUGAAAAGAAAGAGUAUACAAGGAUAGACACACCGGACAACCCCAAUAAUUUAUUUUCCAUCCUUGUUUUCUUUCCUAGAGAUUGAUUUUAAAUUGUUUAUAUUGUUCUGUACUUCACCGAGCUUGCUGAAACGUGUAGCCUAAUGAAUAUUGGAAUGAUACGCUGAUUUGGCUACACUGGGACAGAUACAAACAAUUAACCAAUUAACUUGCUCGUAUUGUUCCUUUUAACAUGAGACUACAUGUUGUUGGCAUAAUCACAUAUACAGCACCAUUGUAAAUAUCAUGAUGGUUUGUGUAAUUUAUGAGAGUGGCUUAGCAUAUCCUGCACCAUGAUACACAGUUAUAACUUAAAGUGCUUGUUUUCUAAAAUGCUGCACUGAUUCACAGAAUUCAGUAAGCUUUAAUCCAACGUUAAACCAGGUUACCAUCCAUUAUGGCUCCAUAUGAGGCUGAUAUUCCAAUAUAUGUUUGAGGUUUAUUCCAUCAUGUGUUAAAAAUGGUACUCUAUGCGGUGCAGUGUAUGGAUCACUAUAUUAAAAGAUUUUUGGAAGAAGUGUUAAUCUGGCAUAAUUUCCUUUCCUACUAGCAAGGGUAGGACCAGAAAUGGCUGCCAGCAGGUGGUUGAGGCACAACUGAAAAUUGCAUGGCCAUGUAAGCCAUAGCCGUUUUCUUUUAGAUUGUUAAAAAUGAUUAUUGGUCAUUUGCAUAUUUUGCGGUAAACCUACAAAACCGUAUGGCCAUUGACAAUCAAUUUUGAAUGAUGUAAUAGAAAACAGCAUGGCUGCAGGCUUUUCAGGCCAGUCGUGAUCAUGUCUCAACUGCCUACUGCCUGCAAGAUUUCAUCCUACCCCAAAAGCUUUGUCAGAAAUCCGUACAGAUUUAUUACAUCCAAUUAACGUAUUUGUGCAAAGAUAUAUUUUGUAAUACAGAGAACGGUGAUCUUUUGCUAGACUACUUUAUAAAAUGUAACAUUUACCAAGCUGAACCACAGAAUUAAAUAAAUUUAUAAAAUAUCUACCCCCAUCAUGGAGCCUAAUCACCAAUAGAAGACAAUAAAGGCUGCUCAAAAUUAUUAAAAAAUACAUGGGUAGUCCGCUAGUGUCACCUCUGCAACAGUGGUAAUGAAGGUUUUGUGAGGAGCUGACUGGGUGUCUGAAUAAAAUUGCCUUCCUCUUAUGAUGACGAAGCUUGGUAGAGCUGUCACUAUACAGGGUGGAGUAACACCUACUAUAAGUGAUGAAUAGAGUUUGACAGUCCAGUUGGAGAUUUUGCUCGGUAGCUCUAAAGUUACUCCUCUACUGCUUGGUAGCCAUGCUUUGGAUAUGGAUGGAAAGGUGUAAUUCAAGACAAAAUCUAGACUUAAAUAGCAAUUCACUGUCACUUCAACAUUGGCAGUGCACGGUAUAAUAUUAAUUAUAUUGAUGCCAUUAUUUAUCACUGGCACCUUUUGCUCUAAUAUACAAGACAGGGGACUCAAAGGGAUUUCUUAUAUUUUAAAAAUUUCCAUCAUUUAUGUAAUCAUCAAUUUUAGAACAUUCAAUUCUCUAUUAAAAGAGUUGUUUGAAGUAAUUCAAAGUCUCAGACAAGCCCUACAAUUGCUUAAAGUAAAAGCUGCGGUGGGAAAGUGUGAUGUACAGGUGUACUGUACAUCACCACUGCAGCGCAUCACGGUCCUCAGCAGUAAACCAUUGAGGACAGUGGUUGGCUGCAGCGGCCACGUGCCAUAUAUUGGCAUGUCCCUGCUGCAUUUUCUAAACAAACAGCAAACCAGCACCGCCGAGGAGGUCGUUGGAGAGAGGGAUGAGUAUACCAUGAUUUUUUUGUUUCAUUUUAAGCAAUUGUAGGGCUUGUCCAAGUAUGUACAUAUAUAUAUAUAUAUAUAUAUAUAUAUAUAUGGUUAGAGCUAUAAUGUUGCUUAAUCCAUUACUUACAUCAUGAAAAGUGCAUCUCGUUGAGCAGUAAUUCCUGUGAAAGCUCUGCAGUAUGGGAUUUUUGUUCCACUUUACCCAUAUUGUAAAAUCACUGCUUGCUCUUCCAUUGUGUAUGGUACCUAGUUACAUUAUAUAAUGAAUUUGCAAAUAGAGACAAAACGCCACACAAUGCAUUUAGUUCGCUAACACGGGAGGUCAAAUCCCUCAGCUCCUAUCUAUUUAUAUGUAGAUAAAAAGAGGCAUGGAAUGGAUUUAAAUGGAUAAUUUAUUUUAUGGAACUGCUUCCCAUACAGAGUGUGGGUGAAGACCCCAGAGAUAUUUGAUUUUUGAGCAGGAGAAAGCUCUAUUACACUGCCACAUACAAACUUGGUCUCAGAUGAAGAAGAUUGUUUGUUUUACUAAAGCAUUUAUAGGAAGCCCUCUACUGUAUUUACCUGUUCUUUCAUGACUUGGAUGUCAAAUGGAUAUGAAAAUCUAACAUUACCAUAUUUCAGUUUAUGAUAUAGGAGAAACCAGUCAAAUUCAGAUGCCCAAGAAACCAAUAUGUAAAAUGUGCCCAGUCAUGCUGCAAUAUACUCCCCAGGUGAAGCAUGAGACAUACCCUUGGGCUACUGUAUAUAUUUUCCAGCGCCUUUAUUUCAGGCCUCAUGCACACGAGGAUCCGCAAAAACGGAUCCGCAAAAAAUACGAAUGACA
Molecule: messenger RNA, 4376 nt
Organism: Bufo gargarizans (Asiatic toad)
Lineage: Eukaryota; Metazoa; Chordata; Amphibia; Anura; Bufonidae
Product: paired box protein Pax-5
Exons: 11
Coding region: 383-1663 (426 amino acids)
Biological process (GO): regulation of transcription by RNA polymerase II; anatomical structure development
Molecular function (GO): RNA polymerase II cis-regulatory region sequence-specific DNA binding; DNA-binding transcription factor activity, RNA polymerase II-specific
Source: RefSeq, a predicted model, not a curated record